AUGGACCACCGUCCAACCGACGGCAUCUCUGGUCCUGGUCCGAAGGCGUCCAUUUCUGCUGUUCGAGACGCCACGACGCCGACCACCACCACCACCACGACGUCAGCCCAUCCUUCGCCUUUAUUAGUCUCCUCCACCUCGACGACUUCUUACACGGCGCCUACUCCCGCCCCUUAUCCUUCUUUUCAUCACCAUGUUCCUCCCCCGUCGUCUCUGAUGGAUGUCGAUCACACUACCGCGGCCGAGGAUCGCUCGCGUCGAGCCACCAGUGUCCUGUCCAUGGAUGAUAUCGAAGCCGCCCAAGCCUUGGAGGGCUUGCGUACCGAAUACGGUCAAUCGCCCCGAACCUUGCAGCCAUCCGAACAAAAAGCCCAGCCGGAACCCCUCCUCUCCCUCCUGACGUCCACUCACCCCCUCAUCUCCUCGGCCAUCAACGGGUCUGUUUCGGCCUAUGCGAACUCCAAGUCAUACUCUCCCCGCUUCAAGUCGGGGGCUGAGUUCAUCGAGCGGAAUAUCGGGUCGCCGGUUGCCAAGUCCGUCGGGACGGUUGGUCGAAAGACCGGUGUCGAGAGCGGACUGCGCUGGGCAUUGCAGCGUCGGGCGUCGUCGUCGGCCAACUCCGGGCGGUCGAAACGCCGCAAAGUGAAUGGCCGUGAAGAUGUGCCACAGCAAUCGGCGGGUGCUGAUGUGGACGUCGAAAAAGGCUCCGCGGAUGGUGAUAUGGAAGGUGGUGUGGAUGGUCCCCCGCCGUACGAUGAUCAGAAAUCCCCCAGCUAUGAUGAGAUUGGUCGGGACAGCCCCUCGAGACAGAAUCCGACUUGGCAGAGCCGGUUAAUGAUCUCGACGUCUGGAUUGGGGGUGGCGAUGAGUGAGGAGUCGCUGCGUAGCCUGCAGUACUGUUUAACGUGGCUACGGUGGGCGAACGGUCGGUUGGGCAAGGCUAUCCUGGCGCUGCAGGGCGCGCUGAAGGAGUGGGAUAACUCGGGCCAGUCCGGCCAGGGUGAGCAGGAUGGGUCUUCACAGGCAAAUCUCCUGUCACAGCGGAUACAGGCUGUUAAGGAGGAUGUUUUGUCCACCUUGAAGAGGGUCGUGGAUAUCGUCUCCAAGUACGCUGGCGGAGCGUUGCCGGAGAAUGCCCGCAACCUCGUCCGGCGCCAUCUCACCUCCCUUCCCCAUCGGUUCCAGAUCGCUUCGACUUCCAACCCACCACCCGAUUCAGCGGCAGCUGCAUCCGACACGACGGUCAGCGCUCAUCGGAUCUUGGUCCUCGCUCAGGAGGGGCUUGACAUGAUGGCCCAGGUUAGUGGCGUUGUUAAUGACACCCUUGUCAGUGCAGAGCACUGGUGCCAACGACUGGGACGAAAGCGUCCCGAGAGUAAGAAUGCCGCGGAGGUCAAGCAGCAGCCGGAGGAGCAGAAGGAGACUUAUCCGGCUGAUAUCAAGCGACCUGUUCACGAGUCUUCCCCUCACGAUGUGAGUAUGUCAGGCAUGGAAAAGGUCUGA
Messenger RNA from Aspergillus aculeatinus CBS 121060, 1503 nucleotides. Its product is annotated as putative clock controled protein (Ccg-8). The record is from RefSeq and is a predicted model, not a curated record. The coding region runs from base 1 to 1503 and encodes 500 amino acids. NCBI's taxonomy places the organism in Eukaryota, Fungi, Ascomycota, Eurotiomycetes, Eurotiales, Aspergillaceae. The transcript has 2 exons. Gene Ontology annotation, cellular component: endoplasmic reticulum; nucleus. Gene Ontology annotation, molecular function: transcription corepressor activity. Gene Ontology annotation, biological process: endoplasmic reticulum unfolded protein response; phospholipid biosynthetic process; regulation of transcription by RNA polymerase II.